CAACAGAAGUGCUUUUCAAGUCUGCCAUGUUUUGUCCUAUUUGUCGCGCUUGAUCAACGCGAUCGCGUUCACUGUUUAAAAAUUGUUUUCUGUAUGUAUUACGGGAUAUGUUUUGUUUACAAAUAUAGUUUGGUUGGUAGUGCUAAUACUUAUAAAAUGAAACUAUUUAAUGAAUCCAUAUCGUUACGGGAGUGUGCAACUGUGUAGUUCGUAUUACAUUAAAUUUUGUAUUUGCUUGAUGCCUCGCAACUGACUUUAUUCUGAGAAAUUUCGUCGCAGUGUCUGAAACGUUUAAGCUUAUAUUGUAUUUUUCCAAAUGUUGCUGAUUUUUUGGGAAUGACACAACCCACGUGCACCUAUUAUAUCGAACAGCCCAUGCAUAUUUGUUAUUAUUUUGUUCCCUAUUUCAAUUCGUAAUUCGUGGCUCGUAUUGUACCAGUCUCGUUCGAGUCGAGGAGUGGGGAACCGCGUCGCGCGUUAUGUCGUUUUCCGUGCGUUUCGCUCUUCAGUAAUUAAUUGUUUCGGAAUAGUUGACAGCGGUUUCUAAUCAUAUUGUGAGUAUAAUUUGUGGUAGUGAGUGUUUUGUCGGUGCAGCGCACACGGCGCACACGUGACAAGGGACGAGUGUUUGGGUGUCAGUCGGCUGCGACUCGCGGGCGCCGGCACAGUUCGCCUGCAGUGCAGAGCACGCGACGGCCGUCAGAGGUGAAUCACCGACGGGCGCCGUUUUCAUCGCGCUUGUUUACCCGCGUGUGCAUAAGUGCGUAGAGCGGAAGUGCAAGGCAUGUGCGCCGCGCGACGGCGCCGAUGACAUCGCCGUCCAGGGCGACGGCGUUCUAAACGCGAGUGUGUGUUAGAUAUGUUCCUUAGGUUAUGAGUGUGUGACAAAGUUAUAGUGUGCUGAGGACACUGGAGCCCCUAGACGGAGUUGGGCCCGCCGGGGCGGCCCUGGUGCUUCUCGGGGCUCCUCACGAAGGCAAAAUGGCAGCGUGGAACCGCCAUCACCACUUCAACAUGCUCAUGGAUGAAAAUGCCAAAAACAAAUUGGGCGUUGUCGGCGGCGGCAUGCCAGAAGCCGCCGGUGGCGAGAGGCGGCACGUGCCGCUGUAUGGCCGGCUGGUGGCUGAAGAACAGCUCGCGUCCAUGAGCGCGCCUUCAGACAUUCAGGCUAUGCAAGCCAGAAUACCACAUCACUUUCGGGAUCCUUCGACAGCGCCGCUACGGAAACUUAGCGUCGACCUCAUUAAAACUUACAAACACAUAAACGAGGUAUAUUACGCGAAGAAAAAACGGAGAGCGCAGCAGUACCUGGGCGAGGAUGGCUCGCACAAGAAGGAGAAGAAGUUAUACAAUGACGGUUACGAUGACGAUAAUCACGAUUAUAUUAUUAAGCAGGGAGAGAAGUUCCUCGACCGGUACGAGAUCUCCUCACCGAUCGGAAAGGGAUCAUUUGGACAGGUUGUGAAAGCGUAUGACCACGAGGAACAGUGUCAAGUAGCGAUAAAAAUUAUUAAGAAUAAGAAGCCUUUCCUAAAUCAGGCACAAAUAGAAGUCAAGUUACUAGAAAUGAUGAACAGAGCGGAUGCUGAGAAUAAGUAUUAUAUAGUAAAACUGAAACGUCACUUUAUGUGGCGGAACCACCUGUGCCUAGUGUUCGAGUUAUUAUCGUACAACCUUUACGACUUGCUCCGAAACACAAACUUCCGAGGUGUUUCACUGAACCUAACGCGGAAGUUUGCGCAGCAACUAUGCACCGCGCUUCUGUUCCUUAGUCAACCAGAGUUAAAUAUAAUUCACUGUGAUCUUAAACCAGAAAAUAUAUUACUAUGUAAUCCAAAACGGUCAGCGAUAAAAAUCGUGGACUUCGGCAGUUCCUGUCAACUAGGACAAAGGAUAUACCAGUACAUCCAGUCGAGGUUCUACAGGUCGCCGGAAGUAUUAUUAGGGAUCCCGUACGAUCUCGCGAUAGACAUGUGGUCGCUCGGCUGUAUAUUGGUCGAGAUGCACACGGGCGAGCCACUCUUCAGCGGGGCCAACGAAGUCGAUCAGAUGAACAAGAUCGUCGAGGUUCUCGGAAUGCCACCGGAUCAUUUACUAGAUCAGGCACACAAAACGAGAAAGUUCUUCGAAAAACUGCCGGCGUCUGACGGCGGUGGUUACGUUUUGAAGAAAGUCAAUGGAAAAGAUGGAAGCGGGUACAGAAAGUAUCGAGCGCCCGGCACGAGGCGGCUCCACGACAUCCUCGGCGUGGAGGGAGGAGGUCCGGCGGCCCGACGACGCGGCGAGCCCGGGCACUCCGUCUCCGACUACCUUAAGUUUAAGGACCUUAUACUCCGCAUGCUGGAGUACGACCCGAAACAGCGCGUGACCCCCUACUACGCGUUACAGCACAACUUCUUCAAGCGGACCGCGGACGAGUCCACCAACACGCAGCAGCAGGCCACCUCGCACCACCAGCACGGUGCAGUCGCGGGCGUUGGACGUGUGUGGGGCGCCGAGCGCAUGGAUGUGGAAAGCGCGCGGCGCGAUGACGACAUGCUGCCCGCAGUUUGCACGCACAGCCCCGUCGCUAUACACUAGCGCCCCCUGCACCCCCGCGCCCCCCGCACCGCCGCGGCUGUCGCGCGACCCACGCGCGCGCGGACUAUCGACAGUUGUGUGUGUGUGUCGGUGGAGGCGAGCACGCCGCGAUCGAACGGUAUCGUCCGGUGUCGGGCGUCUGCAGUGUUGGUUCGUAACGUACGUUAUAUGACGCGCGAUAAGUCUGACUGUUAAACAAAAAAACAAACGUAAACUGUUGUGGUGACCGUGUAUCUCGUAUUAUUUGUUCUUGAUCGCUUCAACGACAGUACUUAGAAGAAUGUUCCGGGCGAUCGUGCCGUUUCUGUUCUGAGCGACCGGACGCGACGGGGGCAUGAAGGCUACGUUUUUUUAUUGUUACGCAAUGCAUAUCAAGGACGCAAUAUGGUAGUAAAUAAAUAUUGUAUAUAUAUUUAAAAAGAAAAAAAAAAUAGUAAACAGGACUAAUCGAUACAGACUGCAACGUUAACUGGAUAAUGUAUAGUUUAGUUACGAUCUAUGGCUAGUUAGGCUUUCUUUCAGUUAUAUGUAAAAUAACGCGAGCUUUAUAUAAUUUCUAAACUGUCGGCAACUGAUGACUGAAAUACAAAGGGCCAAUCAGAAUUUGAUUUAUACAAAAACACGUACAAAAACGUAAUAUGAAUAAAAAUUUCACUGACAAUUUGUAUUUGUGUAAAUAAACCUUUCGAUUCGACACAUCUUUUGUGUUUAUGAUUAUAGUUUUUUUUUUAUAUAUACAUAUAUAUAUCUAUAAAACGACGCCCUCGCAUUUCAGUGUUGUUGUGUAAUGGUAAUUUGAAAGUCGACUGCGGCGGUCCACUUUCAACCGCCGGUAUCAAAAUAAAUAUAUACAUAGUUAUUUUUGACCCAUCGGAUUAUUCAAACGAUGCGUAUAACAGUAAUAGUGAAUAGUUAACAUCUGUAAACCACGAAAAUGUACAUGUAGGUUACGAAUGUUGAAACAUAUAUAAAUAUAACAAAUAUAUAUAUUAUAUAAAAAUAUUUAUUAAUAAAAAAUCGGGUAUUUCAAAAUAGGACUAAAUUAAACUGAAUUAAUGACUCGUUCAACUAAUUUGGAUUUGAAUCUACAAUAGUAUAAAAAACCUCAAUGCAACAGACUGCUCGUAAAAAUAUUUGUAAUUAAAAUAUUUUGUAUAGCGUACACUGGAACACUGCCUUAAUGUGCCGGAAUAUUUUAUGUGAACGGCUCGCCACACAAGAGCAACUAAACAGUGCAGUUCCUCGAUGAUUUUAAUGGUAACUAUUUUAUUGCCUACGAUUAUUGGGCAACUAUUUUAGUUUACCACGAUUUCUUUUGUAAGCCUUACUUAUUGUACCAUGUUAUACUGUGAUCAACGAUUUUAAACUAAAUUUUUGCAUAUAAUUGAACAAAGACAUAUUGACAUAAUAAUUACGUGUUAAAUGCGUUGAUAACUAUUUAUAAAUUUAUAAAUAAUAAGUAAGAAUUGAAAACUUUUAUAUUUUUCAUAAAUAUGUAAAUAUUGAAAAUUGUGUAUAAAGUCGUGCUUAAUCGCUCGUUUGUGGCGGGCCUAUUAGCCUCGGCGACUUCAUUGUGGACACGGAUUAGCGAAAUUUUAAGUUAAAUUUUAAUUUAGUUGAAUUGACUGAAAGGUGUGCUCAUAAAGAAGUGGCCGAGGCCAAUAAAUUGAUAGCCAAUUAUUUCAUACUGUGAGAUAUUAAUAUGAAUUUUUAUAAAAUUCCCCCUCUCCUAUAAUAACAUGUAUUAUUUUAAAAAGAACAUAAGGCUCUUUGUUUUGCGCAUGAAGCAUUAAAGUAUUUUCAAAUUAUAGUACUGUAUUUUAUUCGAAUGCGUAUUGCUGUCCUUUUUAGUUGUUUGUAGAUUUGAAUCUAUUUCUAAUCUCACUGGUUUUGUACUAUACAUUAUUCACUAUGUAAUGUACUGUCCUAAUACUUUAUUGCUUCAUGAUGUUAGGAUCGUUAGCAGAUGUAUAAGGUUUAGGUAUGGGAUGCAUAUUUAAUUUUCAAUACAGAAAUAGGAUGACAUUACCGAGUCAGGGCAGGUUUCCUUUUAAAAACUUCUAAGAUUGUGUUCAUUUCAGUACCUUAUUGUAAAUACAUGAUAUCUACACUAUUAAAACUUAUAUUUUAGUUCACUGUAUUGUAUGAUUGACACAAUAAAAAUGUAUGUAUAGAAAAUAUACAGGUUGUACAAUGAACAUGCAUGUUAUAUGUGACAUGUAACAUUUUUCUUUUAAUUCCCAACGACCGUAAUGUAUUAUUUAUUAAUUUAAGUAACGGCCGAGGGAAUCUGCCGCACGGACGCUGUGUAAACUACGAGCUAGUCGCGAAGUUAACUGAUAGAGAACACAAAACACCAACAUUUAAUUAUUAUAGUACUAAAACUACAUACUCGAGAACGGCCCUAGAAUGUUUGCGCUUGGGUGUUAUUGUAAACGAUAUAUUUAUUUGUACUGUGACAAGAGGGACACUUGAUUGUAAGAGCUGGUGGUGCGCGCGAUGAGCUAUAAAUGUUUAUUUCCUAUCGGAUUGUCAGUUCGCAGGCAAUGUAACAAUAAAAGGAUAGAGCUUUAUGUCACUAAGUUUUGUAUUUUAAAUCAAUAAACGAUAGCAAUGA
Molecule: messenger RNA, 5197 nt
Organism: Bombyx mori (domestic silkworm)
Lineage: Eukaryota; Metazoa; Arthropoda; Insecta; Lepidoptera; Bombycidae
Gene: mnb
Product: serine/threonine-protein kinase minibrain
Exons: 12
Coding region: 982-2580 (532 amino acids)
Biological process (GO): positive regulation of DNA-templated transcription; peptidyl-threonine phosphorylation; peptidyl-serine phosphorylation
Cellular component (GO): nucleus
Molecular function (GO): protein serine/threonine/tyrosine kinase activity; transcription coactivator activity; protein serine/threonine kinase activity
Source: RefSeq, a predicted model, not a curated record